GGCGACGAGGAGCAGCACCAUGUCGUCGGACCAAGCGAUCGGGAUGAUGGACGGCGCGUACUUUGUCGGGCGCAAGGAGAUCUUAGACUGGGUCAAUGCGACCUGCGGGCUGGGCCUGACCAAGGUCGAGCAGACGUGCACGGGCGCGGUCGCGUGCCAGAUCCUCGACGCCAUCUACCCCGGCAAGGUGCCCAUGUCCAAGGUCGAUUGGAGCGCCAACAAGGACUACGAGUACAUCAACAACUACAAGAUCCUGCAAAAGGUGUUUACGAACCUCAAGAUCGACCGCCACAUUGAAGUCGACAAGCUCAUCCGCGGCAAGUACCAAGACAACCUCGAGUUCAUGCAGUGGUACAAGCGCUUCUACGAGCUCAACGGCGGUGGCACCAACGACUAUGACCCGAUCGCGCAGCGUGAAAAAGGCAAGGGCGGCGCCGCGUACUCGACCAAGUUUAAGUUUACCGGCAGCGGCGGCGGCGGCGGCUCGUCGGCCUCGUCGACGGCGUCGUCCCAGGCCGCGCCCGCGCCCAAGCGCCGCCCCGUGGCGUCCAGCACCAAGUCGAGCGCCAAGCCUCCGAGCGCACCGUCCUCGAUCGAAAAGGAGCGUGCUAUCUCGUCCAAGCGCCAAAGCGAAGCGUCGAGCAACGCCGAGGUCGACGAGCUGACCAAGGAGAACGAAGCGCUGUCGGAAGCCAACGGUAUCCUCCGCGGACAGAUCGAAGGGCUCGAGAAGGAGCGGGACUUUUACUUUGGGAAGCUUCGUGACAUUGAGCUGAUGCUGCAAGAACUGGACGAAAGCGAGCACACGGAGACGGUCAAGUCCAUCUUCAACAUCCUGUACGACGCACGCUCGGAGGGCGACUUUGUCGCUGUCGAAGGCGAAGAGCAGGAAGACGACGAUAUGAUGGGCUAA
Molecule: messenger RNA, 913 nt
Organism: Saprolegnia parasitica CBS 223.65
Lineage: Eukaryota; Oomycota; Saprolegniomycetes; Saprolegniales; Saprolegniaceae
Exons: 4
Coding region: 20-913 (297 amino acids)
Biological process (GO): spindle assembly; protein localization to microtubule plus-end; regulation of microtubule polymerization or depolymerization
Cellular component (GO): microtubule plus-end; spindle midzone; cytoplasmic microtubule
Molecular function (GO): microtubule plus-end binding
Source: RefSeq, a predicted model, not a curated record